CUGUCAUGUGAUCGGCCGGGCCUGGCGGGGGAUGGCGGCGCACCUGAGCUCGGGCCGGGUGAACCUGACGGCGCUGCGGGAGGCCGGGCGCAGGGAGCUGCGCGAGUUCCUGGACAAGUGCGCGGGCUCCAAGGCAAUAGUGUGGGAUGAGUACCUCACAGGACCCUUUGGAUUAAUUGCACAAUACUCACUGUUAAAGGAACAUGAGGUGGAAAAGAUGUUCACCCUCAAGGCGGGCCGUCUGCCCCCAGCUGAUGUCAAGAAUAUUAUUUUCUUUGUCAGGCCCAGACUAGAGUUAAUGGAUAUAAUUGCUGAAAAUGUGCUCAGCGAAGACAGAGUUCGCUCUCCGCUGAGGGACUUCCACAUCUUAUUUGUGCCCCGUCGCAGCCUGUUGUGCGAGCAACGGCUGAAGGAUCAGGGUGUUCUGGGAUCCUUCAUUCAUAGAGAGCAGUACAGUUUGGACCUCAUUCCAUUUGAUGGAGACUUGCUGUCCAUGGAAUCUGAAAGUGCAUUUAAAGAGUGUUACUUGGAGAAUGACCAGACAAGUCUGUACCAAGCAGCCAAGGGACUGAUGACCUUACAGGCGCUCUAUGGAACUAUCCCACAGAUCUUCGGGAAGGGAGACUGUGCACGGCAUGUGGCUAACAUGAUGAUCAGGAUGAAGCGAGAGUUCCCUGGAGGCCAGAACUCAAUAUUUCCCAUCUUUGAUACCCUCUUGUUGCUUGACCGCAAUGUAGACCUGUUGUCGCCUCUAGCUACUCAGCUUACAUAUGAAGGCCUUAUUGAUGAAAUAUAUGGAAUUCAAAAUACUUAUGUGAAACUCCCUCCUGAAAAGUUUGCUCCUAAGAAACAGGGUGAGGGUGGCAAGGAUCUCCCCACGGAACCAAAGAAACUUCAGCUGAAUUCUGCUGAGGAGCUGUAUGCUGAAAUUCGAGACAAGAACUUCAAUGCUGUGGGGUCGGUGCUAAGCAAGAAAGCCAAAAUCAUAUCUGCAGCCUUUGAGGAAAGACACCAUGCUAAAACAGUUGGGGAGAUCAAGCAGUUCGUUUCACAACUGCCACACAUGCAAGCAGCAAGAAGUUCUCUAGCAAACCAUACUUCGAUUGCAGAACUGAUCAAAGACAUUACUACAUCAGAAGAUUUCUUUGAUAAUUUAACAGUGGAACAAGAGUUCAUGUCAGGAAUAGACACUGACAAGGUCAACAAUUACACUGAAGACUGCAUUGCUCAAAAACAUCCACUGAUCAAGAUAUUAAGGCUAGUUUGCCUGCAGUCAGUGUGUAAUAGUGGACUCAAGCAGAAGGUGUUGGACCAUUAUAAAAGAGAGAUUCUCCAGACUUACGGCUAUGAACAUAUAUUGACCUUAAACAAUCUGGAAAAGGCUGGACUCUUAAAACUUCAGACAAGCAGUAGAAACAACUACCCAACAAUCCGGAAAACCAUGCGGCUAUGGAUGGAUGAUGUUAAUGAACAGAAUCCAAAUGAUAUUUCAUAUGUGUACAGUGGUUAUGCACCAUUAAGUGUGCGUCUGGCACAGCUGCUUGCUCGCCCAGGGUGGCGUAGCAUAGAAGAAGUUUUAAAGAUGCUCCCAGGACCCCACUUUGAAGAGAGGCAGCAGUUACCUACUGGCCUUCAAAAAAAGCGUCAACAGGGAGAAAACAGAGUAACUUUGGUGUUCUUUCUGGGAGGAGUGACGUACGCUGAAAUUGCUGCACUGAGGUUUCUUUCUCAGAUGGAAGACGGAGGCACAGAAUAUGUCAUUGCCACCACUAAAUUAAUCAAUGGCACAAACUGGAUCAAAUCCCUGAUGGAGAAACUGGAGCCCCCACCUUUUUAGAAGCUAUGUCAAGAUCCAGUAAAAGGCUUAAGGCUGGCAUGGGGCCUUCAGAAAUGACUGCAGCUGGAGAAUAUGAAAUCACAUUUGCACUAGUGCAUGCAGUGGCUGCACUCUGCUCUCUGUUCUAUUCCUGCUACAUACAGAACUUCCCUAAUAAUCAUGUGACUCGACAGAGCAAGGAAGGAGGAAAUAAAGAUCAGUAUUAGAGCUGUUCCUGUCUGAACUAUACAAUCAUAGAACUUAAAGGGGACAAUUUUUCUAGUGUCCGUUAAAUCACCAAAGCUCUACGACUCUUCCUUCUCAACCAAGGGAGACUAUCCCAUAAUCUAAUUGAUCUCCAGGCCAGGAAGUCUUUCCUGCUGCCUUUAGUUCUCCCUUUCUUAAUGUCCUGCUAUUAUUCCUACUCUCACCCCUUUCCUCUAGCUUUGGGGAGCAGGCAUGGAUGUAAGUCACCCUUGCAGCUGCUGUCAAUACUUGUAACUUUCCUCUCUCUUCAGUAUCUGUUCAAGGAUGGGGUCCUAGCAAUAAAGGCAGUGCAGCUGUGCUUGGUUCUGUGAGAGGGAGAGAGAUAGACAUGAUCUGUUGUGACUAUUCCCACUACACCCUCAUUUGCUGUCUAUCCACCUUUAUCACAGGGGCGUGGGACUCCUCAAGAGGUUGUGAGAUUAUUACAAGGGGGCAUGAGGUGUCAACCUUCACUCCAAACCCUGCUUUGCCUCCAGCAUUUAUAAUGGUGUUAAAUUUAUAAAGGGGGGGGGCACACUCAGAGGCUAGCUAUGGGAAAGGGGUCAUCAGUACAAAGAGAGCUACUGCUUUACAGGGAAUGAUAGUCUCUAGUUUCUUUCAUCCAGUGCAUAGGUCCCUUUGCCUAGCUACUGUAGCAGUAGCUUGCACUGUACAAGCUGAAGCUGUUUUUUCUGGCUAUGUCACUGAUGACCUGCUAGGAUUAAACAGCUGGGUUUGUAAACUAAUAAUAAAAACACAGGGAGAGCUUCAGGGGUGGAAGUCACUUACAUUCCUCAAAUACAGCCUCUUUUUCCCUUUAGUUUGUCCUAACAUUCAAGGUUCCAAAAGGGUCGCUAUUACCUGAAGAGCCAUUGCAUGCCCAGAGCCAGUAAGCUGCACGACAUAGGUAAAUCCUCAGUAAAUAAUGACAAAGGGGCUGCUGGAAGCCUCCAUCCCCUGUGAGCAGUAAAGGAGAAAAAGAUACACCAUAGUUGUGUGCAAUGAUUCUGUACUGUCUAGGACUGCAUAUCUGCUUAAAUAACAGAAAAGGUUAGAGGCCAGCUGGUGCUUACACUACAGCUUCAUUUGUUACCUCCGAACCACCAAUGAUUAACAAGGAGAAGCUGACAAACUCAUGCUCCUUUAGAGCCCUUGUAAUGGACUAGGCCAGGGGUUCUCAUAAUAAAAUUUUUGGUGGCCUCAAAGCAAGGCCACCAACUCUUGCUGGUGGCCACACUGACAAAUUUUUCCUGAACUAUUUAAUUAAUGUGAUUGAUUUUUCCUAAACAGGCACAUGCACAUAUCCAAAUCAUUGUAAUGCAUUGAAUCUUUUUGCAGACUCAAUAAUAAAAAUAAUGUAGUUGUUGCU
Chelonoidis abingdonii (Abingdon island giant tortoise) is the source of this 3431-nucleotide messenger RNA. It is a transcript of the gene VPS33A, whose product is annotated as VPS33A core subunit of CORVET and HOPS complexes. The record is from RefSeq and is a predicted model, not a curated record. Gene Ontology annotation, biological process: vesicle-mediated transport. NCBI's taxonomy places the organism in Eukaryota, Metazoa, Chordata, Testudines, Testudinidae.